Pleurotus ostreatus (oyster mushroom) is the source of this 1002-nucleotide messenger RNA. RefSeq lists its product as uncharacterized. Bases 1 to 1002 code for a protein of 333 amino acids. NCBI's taxonomy places the organism in Eukaryota, Fungi, Basidiomycota, Agaricomycetes, Agaricales, Pleurotaceae. The transcript has a single exon. The record is from RefSeq and is a predicted model, not a curated record.
AUGAUCCUUAUAAAGGGAAGCGUCUCUUCAACCGAGUUGCCCCCAAGCUCAGGUCUCCCCUCUUCCCUCAGAAAGCAGCAAAUGGGCAUUGACUCUGACCACUACCACUUCUCAAACAUGUACCACCACCACACAAAGCACUCCCCGUCCUCAAGGGCCGCAGACAUCUCCCGCCUCCUCGACCCAGCCUACUCACCGUCGAACACGACCCCCACAAAGGCCGCCUAUGUCGACCACCACGGCGACCUCCACGACCCAGACUUCAGACACUUCCCCUCCGCGUCUUCCUCAUCCAGGAACUCGCCCACAAAGCGACGGGCCGCGUCAACCCACUCGGCAUCCCACGCGUUUGCUCGCCCACAGUGGGAGCUCGGGACGCUCUACGACGACGUUGACGAAUUCGCUUUAGAUGAGGAUGAGGACGACGACGCGAGUAACAGCAACAACCACUAUGACUCGUACGCAUCACCCUUUUCUCAACGGGCUUCGCGCUAUGUUCGCGACCCGUAUUCACGAACAUCACCCAUCUACACCUACUCCUCAUACCACUACCCGACAUCCACAUAUUCAUACGCCUCAUCACCGGUAUCCUCUUCCCCCAUAUCAUACUCUUCCGACGAAACGGCUUUGAAUGACUCGCCUUCCGACGGUUCACCCCUCUCGGACGAGCCCUUGCCACUUCACAGACGGUGUGUGUCACGCCUACGUGCAAGUCGCCCACGGCACCGUUCGCAGUCCAGGGAUGAGAAGAGAGUAUCAGAGAGCAUAGAGGAGGCGCCAACGAGGCGAUCGAUCGAGUCCGCUAGAAGUGAGGCUCGCACACUUGCCCCAGGCAACAAUGACGCAGAAGAAGAAGAAGAAGAGCAGCAGCAGGAGUUUACACCAACGUGCGCACAAGCACUGAAGCGUCAGUGGUCUUGUAUCGCACUGCGAUGGCGGUUAGGCGUGUUCCGCGCGAAGAAGAAGGUCAGAAGACGGUUGAGUGCAGUUGUUCACCAGUGA